AUGGAUACUGGAUCAAAGAAGGAGAUUAAAGAAAUGAUUACCAAAGAUAUAUCGAAUAUACAUAAUUAUUCCUUGGAUGUUAAAAAAUAUAUUAACAACCAGCUUGAAGACACUCUGGAUUAUUUACAUGGUUUAAUUGCUGAAAUACCACAAUCAGUCCCUGGCCCUUCAACUACAAAGAGGCCGAAGGUUUUGAAGAAAAAAGGUUAUCGCCGUAAAGAGACUAUCCCAGAAAAUGAUAUUAUCAAUACUGAUAAUACAGUAACAGAUUCAGCAGUACAUGAUAAGACAGAAAAUAAAGAUGUAAAAACUGGGGAUGUGCUGGAAACAACAAUUGACCGAACAAAAAGAAAGGCUGCAAUAAAAGCUGCAAUUAAUAUUAAAAAGCAGCAGUCAAUGUCACUUGUUACAAAAUUACGAAGGCUAACUCUUGAUGAUGACAGUAAUGUAAAUGUUUGUGUCAUAUUAUGAUGAAAUUUAAUACUUUUAAUCUUACCCCAUAUCUUAUGUUACUAAUCAAUACUAACCCUUAUAUGUAGUACCCAAUAAUGUUUGAUAUCGGUUAAUUAAUGCGUCAAAAUCUAAUUGCUUAUACAAUUGUAUGUACAUUGUGUAUAUAAAUACUACUAUAACGUUGUUAAAUAUAUUCUAAAUUUUUAGAGGAAACGUGGAGGCCGACCUAAAAAAAAGGAAAGUGUUAGAAGUAGUUCAGAUGAAAAAAACACAAAAGGCCCUACAAAACAUAG
Messenger RNA from Bombus huntii, 746 nucleotides. RefSeq lists its product as uncharacterized. Bases 1 to 471 code for a protein of 156 amino acids. The record is from RefSeq and is a predicted model, not a curated record. The transcript has a single exon. Lineage: Eukaryota; Metazoa; Arthropoda; Insecta; Hymenoptera; Apidae.